Messenger RNA from Toxorhynchites rutilus septentrionalis, 1761 nucleotides. RefSeq lists its product as uncharacterized. The record is from RefSeq and is a predicted model, not a curated record. The transcript has 4 exons. Bases 1 to 1761 code for a protein of 586 amino acids. Lineage: Eukaryota; Metazoa; Arthropoda; Insecta; Diptera; Culicidae.
AUGGAGGGUCAGCAGAAUCAGCAUCCGAAUGGACACCCACAAUUUCGUCAACAGCAGCUUCCUCCCCAAACGGUGCCACCAGGUCUGAAUCCGGGAAACAGUCCACCCGGACAUCAACAGCAGUCCCAUCAGCAGCCGAUUUUUACCCAGGGAAUGACGGCGGAUAGUAUCAUCGUGCAAAUUUUGCAGCACCUUCAGCAGCAACAGGUAGUAACGAACCAGAUCGUGCAGGUAGAAAUUAAUGGUGUACCAGUGCGCCUACAAUUGGAUACGGCAUCGGAUAUCACAAUUGUGUCCGAACAGGUCUGGAAGCAGCUGAGACAGCCAACAACGGUUCCGGCAACACAGGUCGCAAAGUCAACGUCGGGCGAGCAACUCGAUCUGCGGUACGAGUUUGUCUAUGAGGUAUCGUUCAUCGGAUCGUUGCAGCAGGCAGGAUUUUCGUCUCCAAGUGUUCGCUCAACCUGCUGGGCAUCGACUUCAUCGACGAAUUCGAUCUUUGGUCACUACCGAUGGACAAUUUCUGCAACCAUAUCAGUGGUGUACCUGUGGAUUACAUUGGGGUUGUGCAAUAAGGCCAAAGUCAAGCUAGUUUUGAAGGAAUCCUGUCGACCAAUUUUCCGCCCUCGUCGACCGGUUUCCUAUGCUAUGCUACCAACAGUGGAAGGUGAGCUCGAUCGUCUGGAACGGUUGAAUAUUAUUUCACCUGUAAAUUACUCAGAAUGGACGACUCCAAUAGUGGUAGUUAGGGAGGCGAACGGCAGCAUACGCAUUUGUGGGAACUACUUCGCUGGGAUCAACGAGCGGCUCCAAUCUCAUCAAUAUUCGCUCCCGCUUCCACAGGACAUUUUCUCCAAACUGGCCGGUUGCAUCGUGUUCAGCACAAACGAUUUGUCUGACGCUUUCCUGCAGAUGGAAGUCGAUGAGAGUUCACACCGUAUGCUCACAAUAAACACGCACCGGGGGUUAUAUGAAUACAACAGAUUACCACUCGGAGUGGGGGUAGCACCAGGGGCAUUUCAGCAGCUGAUUGAUACCGUGCUGGGCGGACUUUCGGGUACUUCUGGCUACUUGGACGAUGUUAUCAUUGGAGGCAAGAAUGAUGAAGAGCACCAAUAUCGCCAUGGCAUCCGACCGGAUCCAGCAAAAAUUACAGCCAUCAAGAAUAUGCCGCCACCACAGGACUUGACCGGAGUUCGUUCCUUCCUAGGGGCAAUAAACUAUUACGGGAAGUUCGCCCCAAACAUGAGAACUAUCCGUUAUCCGUUGGAUGAACUUCUCAAAAGCAGCACAUCAUUCAUUAAGACUUGGGAAUGCAGGCAGACGUUCGACGAAUUCAAGAGAAUAUUGUCCUCCGAACUCCUGCUCACCCAUUACAACCCGGAACAGGAAAUUGUAGUAUCAGCCGACGCAUCAUCAGUCGGAGUAGGAGCAAUAAUAAGCCACAAAUUUCCUGACGGCAAGGUCAAGAUUAUCCAGCAUGCUUCUCGGGCACUCAACGCUGCCGAACAACGAUACUCCCAGCCGGAUCGUGAAGGUCUUGCGAUAGUGUUUGCGAAUCAUGUAUCAGCGGACUGUCCGGUGGAAGGGGCGGCUGCCCUGAAAUGUGCUAACUGUGGAGGUGACCAUCAGGAAUCGGAUAAACAAUGUCCAAAACGCGAAGUUUUCAAACGCAUCCGAAAGGAGGCAUCUUCCAGCACUCAACCGAAACCGAAAAACAGGCUGACCCAGUGUUCAAAGCAGAUGACUUUCCAGCACUGA